AUGCACGGCGCAACCAACGACCACAGCAGCGGCACAAUCAACGUCGAAAGCAUCGCCCUGGCUGACAACAACAAUGUCAAAGAUGUGCGAAUGAAACUGGACCCCAUACAACGCAUAUGUGAAAAAGCUAUGGCUACAAGUGCCAACAACGCAUGCAACCCUGGAUUUGUCAACACGGAGUUGCAGUUGCUAACCCCAACGAAGAUGUUUAUGGAUAAGGCAGAUGAAAAUGGGAACAUGCGAAAACGCCACCGAACCAACGCCACAACCCGCAACGAACUACGGCGAUACGAAUCGCCUCACCCUUAA
This is a messenger RNA of Aphanomyces astaci, 309 nucleotides long. RefSeq lists its product as hypothetical. NCBI's taxonomy places the organism in Eukaryota, Oomycota, Saprolegniomycetes, Saprolegniales, Verrucalvaceae. The transcript is spliced from 2 exons. The coding region runs from base 1 to 309 and encodes 102 amino acids. The record is from RefSeq and is a predicted model, not a curated record.